AUGUAUUGGGAGCUCAGUCACAAUGAAGUGCAUUGCCGUGUUGGCAAUCCAGAUAGGCCCAGUGGGAUCUCUGUGGCUGUCGCAUUUGAUCCAGCUGCUCUCGCAGGGCUCCUUGGUGCCAACGCCAGCAAGCUUCGGACGUCAUCGCGAAAGAACGUGGGCGUCGUGGUCGUAGGAGAUCCCUCCUUCCAGAGCCGGUAUGCGGCACAGAUCAAGAGCAUGAGAUGCUACGCCGACAGGCACGGCUAUGACAUGCACCUUCUCACAGCCUCAGAGUAUGCGGAUUGCAAGCAAUUCAAAGAUUUCUUCUUCAGAAAGCACUGCACUGUUUCGAAGUGGCUGGAGACCCAGCCGAGCAACUACGUCGCCGCCAUCUUUGACGGUGAUGUGGUCGCUGCUGCCCCAAAGCGCGGGCUGGAUAAGUGGAUCGACCAUGGUGCUGACGUGCAGCUGUACAACCGCUGCUUGUUCCACGAGAUCAUGGCAGGUAACUACAUGGUCCGGAACACGGAAUUCUCUCGGGACUUCCUCAUGCGCUGGGCCAAGUAUUACGACCAGAGGCCCAGUGGAUUCUCCUCCUCGGACAAUGGCGCCAUCCAGCUAGUGGUGAUGGAGACGCUCAGCGUGGAGGGUUUCAAUACCUGCUUCAACAUGUACAAGAACUUGACCAACAAGGUGACCAACUUGAAUCCGUAUUGGGAUUACGUCCACUGCACCAAGGAGGCCAUAGGCCCAGCUCGCGCGUGGAAGCUGCCCAAGGGCUCCCUGACGCUGUGGCCUCGUUUGGAGUUCUACGUGGCAGAUGGCGUCUUCCUCAACAGGUGGGCAAGUGACGACGUUGGCCCAGUCUUCCAUCACGGUGUAAAGGAUCCCCACGAUGUCACAUCCUUCUACUACAAGGACUUGGAUGGAUGCCAGCUAAACGACACGUCGGUGCUGCGCAGUGCGGCCGAGUUGGGUGAGACGGCUUUGCACCUGGCGCAAAGCUACCCAGAGUACUUCCCCGCAGGCAAAAGCUGCAAGCAGUGCGCGGAGCUGUGCAUGAAGAGUUUCAGCUGCCAACCUCUGGAGGACGCGGAAGAGCCGCGGCCAAAGCAGGUUGACGUGUCCAGCUUCGGUACCGCCAGCUUCACACUGGUGGACUCCGCUGUGAGCCGACAGCAUUCCUGGGGAUGGUCGCGCUGGGCAAAGUGA
Molecule: messenger RNA, 1194 nt
Organism: Symbiodinium pilosum
Lineage: Eukaryota; Dinophyceae; Suessiales; Symbiodiniaceae
Source: the annotation of a GenBank genome assembly